This is a messenger RNA of Chaetomium globosum CBS 148.51, 918 nucleotides long. RefSeq lists its product as uncharacterized. Lineage: Eukaryota; Fungi; Ascomycota; Sordariomycetes; Sordariales; Chaetomiaceae. The transcript has a single exon. The record is from RefSeq and is a predicted model, not a curated record. Gene Ontology annotation, molecular function: tRNA dimethylallyltransferase activity. The coding region runs from base 1 to 918 and encodes 305 amino acids. Gene Ontology annotation, biological process: tRNA modification. Gene Ontology annotation, cellular component: mitochondrion.
AUGGCGGAGAAAUGGCACCCGAACGAUGCACGCAAGAUCCGGACGUCGUUGGAAAUCUACUUUGCCACUGGCCGUCGCGCAUCUGAUAUUUACGCUGAGCAGCGGACCAAGAAAGAGUCCAAGUGGGCAUCGCAGAACCACGCGCGAGACCACGAUCUCGGCGAGAUACUUAUGUUCUGGCUUUAUGCCCAACGGGAAGUGCUCAACGAGCGGCUCGACAAGCGCGUAGACAGGAUGGUGCAGAAUGGCCUGCUAGGCGAGACCGCCGAGGUCUAUGACCACCUCUGCCAGAAACUUGCGGCCGGUGAAACGGUCGAUCGUUCAAAGGGGAUUUGGCAGUCGAUUGGCUUUCGCCAGUUCGAGCCCUACCUCACAGCGAUGAAGGAAGACCCUGACAGCCCCGAGCUGGAUAAGCUUAAGCUGGCGGGCAUUGAAGACACCAAGUCCGCGACACGCCAGUACGCGAAGUACCAAGUGCGCUGGAUGACCAUGAAGACUGUUGCGUCCCUUCAGGAGGAGAGGCUGCUAGAUCGGCUCUACCUCCUCGACAGCUCGGACGUUCAGCGCUGGAAAGCAGAGGUGCUGGACAAAGGGGUCGAGCUGACGAGGCAGUUCCUCGCCCAUGAACCGCUGCCUUUGCCAGCCGAGGUGUCCGAAAUGGCGAAGGAGGUCUUGGCAGGAACCGUUGAAAGGAGCAACCGCCAAGACACGCCCUGCCGCAAGACCUGCGAGAUCUGCAAAAAGACAUUGUUGACUGAAGAGUUGUGGCAGGCACAUAUCACGAGCAGGAAGCAUCUGAAAGUGGUGCGUGGCGCCAAGAAGAGGCAGCUCAUCCCGGCACAUGCCGUGCCGUCAAGAGCCUUGAUAGCAACCACACCUGAACCACAAGAUACUGCACCUACAAUAGAUCAUCCUUGA